AUAACUGGAUCAGGGACACCACAUCAUUGGUCUCCCUGAACCUCCUCCUUUCCCUUCCUCUUCCUCUUUGCUGAACCCCCUCCCCAUUGUUUCUCUAUUGCAUCCCCGCCGGAGGCACGCCGUCAAGCUGGCUACGCCCAAGGUUCGCAAUUCCCCUCACAGUUACUCCCACCACAGCACUGGCACCAGACCGCCUCCUGCAGCGCCGCCUGUCUCCAAGCCAAAGAUGGGCUCUCACAUGGACGCGGAUCCCACUCAAGCGGUCGACGGCCUGGUCCGGGCCAUCCGCGACCUGACAUCCGACCCCAACUACAAGCUGGUGGCCGACGUCUUCAGCGAGUUCCUGUACGUCAAGGAGCAGAACAACAAGCUUUCCAGCUCACACCAGGUGGUGCUGGAGGAGUACCGGAAAUUCCGGAACGAGCUCGAGGCUCAAAAGGAUGUGAUCGAGAGCGAGAAGCAGGUCCUGGAGGGUCUUGUGCAGGAGAAGGUGCAGGAGAUCUACCAGCUCACCGCGGCCAAGGUCAGGUUAGAAGGCGACCUGGAUGACACGCAAAAAACGCUCGACGACAAGAUCAGGGAUGCUGCUGAGGCCGCGGCGAGAGCUGCCCAGGAGUACGCCGACCUUCAAGAGAGGACGACCAAGGCGUACGCCAAUCUGCAAGAGAAGACGGCCAAAGAGUAUGCCGAGUUGGAGGAGAGGACUGCAAAGGAGUACGCAGACCUCGAGGCGAAGACUUCUCAGGAGUAUGCGGACUUGCAGGCCAGGUCGGCCCAGGAGUAUGCGGACCUGGAGGCGAAGACCGCCAAGGAAUACGCAGAUCUGGAAGCGAAGACCGCCCAAGAGUAUGCAGACCUGCAAGCAGCCAAAGCUGCGGUGGAGGAGGAGAAGAGGCUCGGCGAGGAGGCUGCCGCAGCCGCCGCGGCCGAAGCCGCUGACGAGAUUGCGGCGCUCGCCGAGGCGAAGAAUGGCCUCGAGGAGACCAAGGCCAACAAUGAAGCCGAGAUCGAGUCCCUCAAGAGCAAUGUUGCCGACCUCGAGACCGCCAAAGCGGACCUCGAGCAACUGAAGGUUGACAACGAGGCCGAGAUCGCUUCGCUAAAGGAGACUAUCGCGAACUUGGAGGAGGCGAAGGCGAAGCUGGAGGAGGAACUCGAGGCAGCGAGGCAAGAGAUUGCAUCACUCAACGCCACCCUCACGCUAAAGUGCAACGAGAUCGAGAGCUUGCAGGAGUCGCUGCGGGCGGCUGAGGAGCAGAUCGUCUCGUUGCAGCAGACGGUGGAGGAGAAGAACGCCCAGAUUGAGGACCUGCACGGCAAGCUCACGGCCGAAAGCGAGCGGGCUGACAGCGCCGAGGCACAUAACCGCGACCUCCGGUCACAGCUGGAUGAAACAAGCCAAAACCUCCACGUCACGUCGGCGAAGCUUGCCAACCUGGAGCAGUACCGCAUCACGCUAAACACCGACAACGACGACACCUACGUCACCGUCCUCGACAAGAUCUGGACCACCAUCGUGACCCUCGUCGAGGGCAUGUUCCGGCCCGACAUCGACGAGUCCAUUCUCCACGACUCGUCGUGCUGGACCAACCUGCGCAACUCGCCCUACCUCAAGCACGCCACACAGCUGCAGAUCCCGCUCCCUCAAUCCAACAGCGCGGCAGCCAAGGGGAUGCGCAUCAGCGCCGUGCUGGCGGUGCUCUCGCGGGCGAUGCACAAGCACCUCUUCCGGCCCGUGUACCUGCUCGACGACGAUGAUGAGAACCUUGUCCGCUUCCUGCGCGCGCUGGAGGACGAGGACCCGACGCGCGAGGCGCACAUGCGCGCCACGCUCCUCUCGAUGAUGCCGGAGCGACAGCUGGAGCAGCGGACGCGGCGCAUCAAGAUGGUGGUGCGCGAGGUGUCGUGGCUGGUGCAGCACCUGCUCAGCGCGCUGCAGUUCGAGACCUUCUGCUCCGGGCUUGAGGCCGCCUGCAAGCUGGCGUGCGAGCAGUGGAUGCGCAUCCAGCUGGCGCACAUGAAGAUCGAGCCCUACUUCGGCCCGCCCUACGACGACUUCGACUGGCAGGUGCUGGAGCUGCCCGAGUUCGCCGAGGCGGCCGAGCGCAGCGGGUCUGGAUUCGCGUACACGCGGGAGGACGGCCAGUCGGCCAUCGUCGAGGACGGCCGGCUCGACACGGCGGAGGCACGGUCCGAGGGGCGGUCCGUUGCCGGCGAGGGGGAUGUCGCUGACAACAACUCGGCCUUCGGGCACUCCAUGAUGUCGCACAACCCGGACGACGAGGUGAUGGACGGCGAGGUCGAUCCCGACGAGAUCCUGCUGGUCGUCUGGCCCAGCAUGUGCGCGGUGGAAGGCGGCGAGCUGAUGUCCAUCACGCAGGGCCUGGUCAUCUCUAAGGAACAGGCGCGUCCUGCGCUCGAGGAGCAGCGCACGCGGUCGAGGAUGAUCCCGAGGCCCGGGUCGCGCCGUGCCCGCACCCUGUCGAUGCCCGGCCAGAGCAGGAGCGGCAGUCCCGUGCGCAGCGCAAAGUCGAUUCAUUUCCUCGCCCACUCCCAGACGGCAUCCGAGUUGAUGGAGGGAGGCCCCGGAUCCGAUAUGUGAAGAAAAAGGGGCCAGCCCAUCGUCGUCGUCGUCAUCACCAUCAUCAUCGCCGCCCGGCCCCAAGCAACUUCCUGCGGGAGCCGAGU
This is a messenger RNA of Chaetomium strumarium, 2688 nucleotides long. RefSeq lists its product as uncharacterized. Gene Ontology annotation, cellular component: Golgi apparatus. Gene Ontology annotation, biological process: Golgi vesicle transport. Gene Ontology annotation, molecular function: small GTPase binding. The record is from RefSeq and is a predicted model, not a curated record. NCBI's taxonomy places the organism in Eukaryota, Fungi, Ascomycota, Sordariomycetes, Sordariales, Chaetomiaceae. The transcript is spliced from 2 exons. The coding region runs from base 227 to 2602 and encodes 791 amino acids.